Egretta garzetta (little egret) is the source of this 4123-nucleotide messenger RNA. It is a transcript of the gene REL, whose product is annotated as REL proto-oncogene, NF-kB subunit. Lineage: Eukaryota; Metazoa; Chordata; Aves; Pelecaniformes; Ardeidae. Gene Ontology annotation, cellular component: cytoplasm. The transcript has 9 exons. Gene Ontology annotation, molecular function: DNA-binding transcription factor activity, RNA polymerase II-specific; RNA polymerase II cis-regulatory region sequence-specific DNA binding. Bases 19 to 1770 code for a protein of 583 amino acids. The record is from RefSeq and is a predicted model, not a curated record. Gene Ontology annotation, biological process: inflammatory response; regulation of transcription by RNA polymerase II; response to cytokine.
UCUGAGGCCUACAUUGAAAUGUUUGAACAGCCCAGGCAAAGGGGCAUGCGUUUCAGAUACAAAUGUGAGGGAAGAUCGGCGGGCAGCAUUCCAGGAGAACACAGUACUGAAAACAAUAAGACCUUCCCUUCCAUACAGAUUCUGAACUAUUUUGGGAAAGUCAAAAUAAGAACUACAUUGGUAACGAAGAACGAACCCUACAAGCCACACCCUCAUGAUCUGGUUGGAAAAGACUGCAGAGAUGGCUACUACGAAGCAGAGUUUGGGCCAGAACGGCGAGUCCUGUCUUUUCAGAAUUUGGGCAUUCAGUGUGUGAAGAAGAAAGACCUGAAAGAAUCGAUUUCUUCACGAAUCUUGAAGAAGAUUAACCCUUUCAAUGUGCCUGAAGAACAGCUGCACAACAUUGAUGAGUACGAUCUCAAUGUCGUCCGCCUCUGCUUCCAAGCUUUCCUCCCCGACGAACAUGGCAACUACACGAUAGCCCUUCCUCCUUUGAUUUCCAACCCAAUCUAUGACAACAGAGCUCCCAACACAGCAGAAUUAAGAAUUUGUCGCGUGAACAAGAACUGCGGAAGCGUAAAAGGAGGAGACGAAAUAUUUCUACUGUGUGACAAGGUUCAAAAAGAUGAUAUCGAAGUCAGAUUUGUCUUGGACAACUGGGAAGCCAAAGGUUCCUUCUCACAAGCCGAUGUUCACCGUCAAGUUGCAAUCGUGUUCAGAACGCCACCGUUUCUCAAAGACAUCACCGAGCCCGUCACGGUGAAGAUGCAGCUGCGAAGACCUUCAGACCAGGAAGUCAGCGAACCUAUGGAUUUCAGAUACCUACCAGAUGAAAAGGAUCCAUAUGGCAACAAAGCAAAAAGGCAGAGAUCAACGUUGGCUUGGCAAAAGCUCAUACAGGACUGUGGAUCAAACGCGACAGAGAGGCCCAAAGCAGCUCCGUUCCCCACUGUCACCUUUCCUGAAGGGAAGCCGAUUAAGAAAGAACCAAAUGUGUUUCCAUCCACGCUGAUGAUGCCGGGGCUAGGAGCCCUAGCCAACACUAGCCAGAACUACACUGUCUGCAACCAGCUUCCCCAUCAGCCCGCACAGGUGGGGCCGGGGAAGCAAGACCCCCUCUCCUCAUGCUGGCAGCUGUACAGCACCCCCUCGUCAGCCAGCAGCCUGCUCAACACGCACCCCCAGAACAGCUUUGCGGCAGACGUGUCGCAGACUGCUGCUCCGGGCAGCAGCACGCUCUCAUCGUUCCACGACACCCCUCUGAACUGGCCUGACGAGAAGGAUUCGGGCUUCUACCAGAAUUUUGGCAGCACGAAUGGGAUGGGCGCAGCAGCGGGGCCGACUGUAGACAUGCAGAGUGUUUCUAGUAACAGCAUCACGCACCAAGCUCCUGCCAGCACCUCCGCAGCUGGCAUCGUCAACAUGGAGACGGAUGACAUGAACUGCACUAGUAUAAACUUCAAAAAGUAUAAUCCGGUGUUAAAUGCAACCAAUCACAGGCAGCAGCUCCAUCAGGUGCCUCCAGCUUGCCCGUCGGUAGCAGCCCCGGGCAGCACGCCUUUUAAUUCCCAGUCUAGCUUUGCCAAUCCAGCAGUUUUUGGUUUUCUAGACCAAGAAAGUUUAAGUGAAUCAAGACUACCCACCAACCCCAUCCCAAACCAUCAGAAUAGCAUUGCAGAUAACCAGUACUAUGACACUGAUGGUGUCCACACCGAUGAUCUCUAUCAGUCUUUCCAAUUUGAUAGCAUAUUACAAAGCUAUAACCAUUGAGCCAGCAGCGUCGGGCUGGAUGCGGGUACGUAGAGCUUUUCAGCUGGCUGGCUGGAUGAAGAGGAGUAACUUGCCCUUCUGGAGUCCCUGCUUUCUCUUUCAGAAUGUUACUAUGCAAGUUUCACGAUAUAACUUAAGGUUAUAUAUUAACAGCCCAAAGACUGGUGCCCGUAAAGGAGAGGUGGGAGUAGGGUUUGGGAUUCUGUACCUUCAAAGUACCUUGUACACAUAUUUUUACGCUGUUGGAAAAGGGAACUGUUAACACUUAAAUCUUCCUUACCUUUGGGGACUGUAAAAGCUGGCAUCUUCAGAAGGGUUAAAAUUUCACAGACUUCACAGUGUUAGAAAUGUUUGAAAAAUAACCAUUUUUGCUAUGGAAAUUAAAUGUAAAUGUUGAUAGGACAGAAGUUAGGGGGAAAAAAACCCAAACAAACCUGCACGUGGGCACUCUAGUUCAGACUCGCUAACAAUGUUAAAGUUUGACUUCACUUACUUGAAAGGUUUAGGUUUCUUAGCCUCCUUCAUAUAAAAUAUUCUUCUCCUAAAACAAGACCAUGCAUUGAUUUUUCACAUUUUUCACCUCACUCCAUUUGCUUCGAAGGCAAAUUUACUCUAAAAUUUUUUUAAUGACUAUGUCAUUGUUAGAUAUAUUUUAAAAGACCGGAAGGUUUGAGUUUUUUUUAAGUAGUCCAGCUCUGUUGUAAAUGACUCACUGCACAAAAGCACGAACAGUACCUAAGGACUUUGCUGCACUUCAUCCAAAGUGCACUCUUUUUUUAAAAGCCAUAGCCCUGUUUCUUUAGGAAUGGAGCUUGCUCUUACUUCUCCAGAAGUGUUUUGUGUGUGUGUGUGUGUGCGCGUGUGUGUAGCUGUGACGUCUAUGUUGUUUCGAGCUGCAGAAAUACAUUGACCCAAAGCGUCUCCCUGUUCUCAGGUAUCCCAGCAGUUUCCUGCUAUGCAAGUGACUGCUUAAAAGGUGGCGCUCAGAUCCUGCCUCCCCACCACCCCCUCCCAAAAAACGCUUUGGGGCAAAGCUGGAGGCAGGCUUAGUCAUCUAGAUGCACUCUAUUAAUGACUUAAGGCCAUUUCAGUCAGUACUAAUUAAAAACACUCCUCUCUGCUCUGUAUCAGAAACCAGAACUCCUUCCCUUCCGCUUCCUUCCCAGACUUCAUUCUUAGCCCGAGUUGCGAGAUGUUCAGUGACAACUCGCAUGGGUGGAACUAGCUAGGUAAGACACUCUGCAUUAUAGGGCUUUGCUAUUUUAUUAUUAUUAUUAUUACUACUACUACUAUUUUUUAAGAAGCAAUACAGCAGGAAAUAGAUGAGUAUUUCUUAAGUUAUAUGGCUGUUUUGUAUGGCAGAUAAGGCUUAAGAAUCUUACUUGUUACUGUUUGGCAACUUAAAACUGCACCAUGGAAAGAAGCCAUUAAAAAAAGCAUACUCUGAUAAAAUAAAAACCAAAAAACACAACCCCAAAUCAGAAAAGCCACUCAAGAGAGAGAGUUGUAUGCCAGGCAGAAAGGAACUCCAAAAAAAAGCCCUCUGUGGUUUAUAGGCAAGCAACGACUCCUUAACUGCAGCCGUUCCUUGCAUUGGAAGCAAGAAGGUGCUGCUGCUGUAAUGCAUUACACAGUUACAUGCGUUUAACACAAUACCCGCCUUAGCUGAUGUGUAGGAUAUAUGAGGUUUGGAGAACUGCUUCCCCCAACUGCAGGUGCACAACUCUCCACGUUUUUAAAGCAGUUUUUCCUCACUUCAGCAUAGAUCCUCUGCAGUCUUAAGUAAUGGCAAGACCAAAGACAGACGAAGAAAGCUUGAAAUGUGUUGUUUAUUCAGUUUUUUUUUUUGAAGUUCUCAAUUUUAAGUAUUGAAAUGUAAACAUUUUAUUCCGUAGAAAGCUCUUCAUAGUACAACUUGUUUUUAGUGUAUAAUUAAAUUUUUUCAAAGUUCUGUUUUCCUUUGUAAAUGAGUUGGUUUGGUAAUUAAAAAAAAACCCCCUGGUUAUACUAAGUACUUGGCUUCUGCAGCCUUCUCAGAGUCCUUGCCGCGGGAAAGCCAGAGAAAUGGGAGAAGGUAGGUUCUGGGUUGCUUAUCCUGGGGCUUUUCAGAGGAUAUUCUGCUCACGGUUACUGCUGGCCACCACAUGACCUGAACACAAGGAUUCAUCUGCACUCGGCAACUUUUUUUUUGUGGUGCAGCAAUUGACAUUUUAGUUGGAGGAGUGGAGGGCAGAUGCUUUGAUGCUCAGCUAGAGUUGUGCUUACUGCUGCAGCUUGCUCCAGCUGAGCUGAUGCCAAAUAAAAAUGGGGAGGGGGGAGGGGACAUUGUAUGCAGCCAGUUGUCUGGGGAAAU